GCUGAGGAGAGACAAGAAGUUAAACUUAGCGAAAGAUUUGGUAACAAUCAGACAUCACACUACUAAAAAAAAAGGGAUUUUUCGACCAAAUAAUUUCGACCUCACUUUUUGGUGGAAAAAAAUCGACCACACGAGGUCAAAAUUUCCAAAUUAGUUUUUUUUUUUUUAAUUUUCUUUAGGAUUUUGACCACAUGGGGUCGUUUUUUUACGGGAAAAUAUGAUUUCGACCUCAUGAGCUCGAUUUUGUUUUUGUACAAAUAAUAAAUGAAAAAAAUCAUUUUGCACAGAAGUAAAUUAUAUAAAUAUAAAAUAAUUAAUUAAAAAUUAAAAAAAAAAUCAAAUCUCGACCGCAUGAGGUCGAAAAAAUUAAUUCAAAUCUGGCUUAAUUUUUUCGACCACAUGCAGUCGAAAAAUUUCAAUAAAUAAUACACCCACACAGGCCGGUGAAAAUAUUUCAUCUCCCCCCAAAACUUUCUCUUCUCUUUCAAAAAAAUUUACCCUUUCUAAACUCAUCUUCCUCAAAAUUCCCACCAACACUGGCGUUCUCCAAGUAGGCGACGCCAUCCAGUUAAACCACCGGAGUAGCCACCAGCCGCCGCCGACUGAACAGUGAGCUGGGUUAGUCCUUUUUUUUUUGGUUUUUGUUUUUCAAUCUCAUUUUAUCAUUAUUAGUUGCAUUACUUUGUAUAGUUGUAGUUUAAUUAGAAGAUUUGUUAACUUUAUUGAUUGUUCAAUGUUUGUUUUAGGUAUUAAAUGAUUUGGAUAAUAUUUCUUUGUUUGCUUUUUGGUAAAAGAUUCAAUCUGGUAUAUGAAAUUGACCCAUUUACUUGUUUGGAAAUGAAAUGGGUUCAAAUAGAGAUACACAGUUAAAUGAUUCAAAUCACCUCUCACAGGUAGAUGUAGUUGAUUGAAUGAUUAUAUAAUAUUUGUUUGCCUUUUGUUUUCAGUUGAAUAUAUUGUGAAAAAAAAAAUAUGGCUGAAGGAAGGGACAGAUUAUCCAGGCAAGAAGAUCCAAUAGAAGUUUACACUCGCAGACGCCGUCCACCACUACCACUGGAGCAGCCACCAGCCGCCGCCGACUGAACAGUGAGCUAGGUACUUGUCAGAAAUGUGUCACCAGAUGCUGAUGAGUCAGUGAGUGAGCUGGUAGAGCACUUCUUCAUGGUCAACCAUCAAGAUCAUUACUUAACUCAUCAGGUUGUAUACAAUGCCAACAAGUUGACAAAGCUAGUCAAUGAGAAGAAGAAAGAGCAGAAUUGGCUUGACUAUUAUCAACUCAAGUAUACUAGAAAUCAGUCCAAAAGGCCAACAUCAAAGACUGGUUUUCUGGGCUUAUGCGGCAAGACCGUUGAUGCGAUUGAUUUCAAUACUUCUGAAAUUGAAAAGCUCUCAAAAAAAAUAUCUGAUGAGAGAAUGAAUAUUAUUGGGAGCACCAAGUAUAUUAUGCCAGCAGCAUUUGUUUCUUUUAGAACAAGAUGGGCAGCUGCGGUUUGUGCACAAACACAACAAGCCAGAAAUCCAACAGUGUGGUUAACUGAGUGGGCUCCCGAGCCCCGUGAUGUCUACUGGGAUAAUUUGGCAAUUCCUUAUGUUUCACUAUCAAUCAGGAGGCUGUGGCAUUUUUCUUCCUUACCUUCUUUUUCAUGAUCCUGAUUGCAUUUGUACAGUCUCUUGCUAAUAUAGAGGGAAUAGAGAAAACAUUACCUUUCUUGAAAUCGUUAAUUGAAACGUGAGUCUCUUCUUCUUCGCAGAGUUUCCUCUCCAGUUCAUUUGAGACAACUUGACUGAUAUUGUUUUUGAAUACCAGGCUUUACAAAGCAAUAUUGCUCGUAGACGACCUUCCCAUGGUAGACGACGUAGGUCACAGGCCAACGUAGAUCAUGGUUUUGUGGAUGAGGAUAGUGAGGAGGAUUCAGAUCAUGUCUCUAACACCCAGCGUUGACUUUUUGAUUCGUAUACUUUUGGAUUCUAAUUUUGCUAUGUUUUCUUGGAUAUGGCUAUGAUAUUUAAGUGUUUGAAUGUAAUUUUAAUUCGAAUUAGAAGUACUUUGAAGGUGAAUUUGAUUGUAGAAUGUAGUUUAUGGUUGUUUAAGUUUAUGAUGUUUAAGUGUUUCAAUGUAGAUGUAAUUUGAAUUAGAAGUACUUUAAAUUGGAAUUUGAGGUUGAAUUUGAUUGUAGAAUGUUGUAGUUUAUGAUUGUAGAAGUACUUUGAUGAAUUGGAUGUGUUGAUGAAUUGCAUUGUUGAUUUGGUUGAUGAA
Lycium barbarum (goji berry) is the source of this 2257-nucleotide messenger RNA. Its product is annotated as calcium permeable stress-gated cation channel 1-like. The transcript has 5 exons. Gene Ontology annotation, cellular component: plasma membrane. Gene Ontology annotation, molecular function: calcium-activated cation channel activity. The coding region runs from base 1162 to 1647 and encodes 161 amino acids. NCBI's taxonomy places the organism in Eukaryota, Viridiplantae, Streptophyta, Magnoliopsida, Solanales, Solanaceae. The record is from RefSeq and is a predicted model, not a curated record.